This is a messenger RNA of Suillus paluster, 535 nucleotides long. RefSeq lists its product as uncharacterized. NCBI's taxonomy places the organism in Eukaryota, Fungi, Basidiomycota, Agaricomycetes, Boletales, Suillaceae. Bases 186 to 416 code for a protein of 76 amino acids. The record is from RefSeq and is a predicted model, not a curated record. The transcript is spliced from 4 exons.
UACGGAACCGCGUUCAUUUUGAAUCCGAGGCCGACACAGACGCUAUCGGUAUUCACUUUGGCUGCCUUGUGGGAUGUUGUUGAAACUGCAGGUUUAAAUACGCAUGUAGUUGGAGUACGAGACAGGCGUUGGAUUUUUCCUCACUUUACUAGCCUCACCUGAUCGUAAUCUGCCGUCUGCACAUAAUGUCGCGUUACACUGUUGCCCUGAAUAACUACUACCAAUCCCGCCAAAGAACUCACCUUGUCAGUUGGGUUGAGUUCUCGUCUGGACCGCCGCAUGCUCUCUCAUGGACAACAACUUGUAAAGUGGCGGGCGAAACCGUCAGUACUGCCACUGAUAACCACAAAGCCGCCGCCAAAGAGAAAGCGGCGCAGAUUGCUUGUGAAAAAUUGGGCAUUAAUGUUUCUACUUGACGCUACAUACAACGGCUUGCCUCUAUGCUUAGAACAUUCGUCUGGGUUUAUAACACAACGAAAAAGACCUACUCUGUUCGUUUUCGAGAGGUGUACUUGAUGUUAUAUUUUUGACAACA